AUGGUGAGGAGAGGGCAAGCUGGCACCAUGGGCACCUCCGUCUUCCUGUGUCUCUUUGUCAUCCUCCUUGCCGGGGGCUCCCCGGCAGGCUGUGCUGAAGACAGCGGCUCUGCAUCCCACAGCGCAGAGGGAGAUGCAGAGAAACUCGUCCUGUUGAACAACAUCACGGAUGUGGAGGCCUUCAUCAGCGGGGCGGAGGUGGCGGUCGUUGGGUUCUUCCAGGAGCCGCAGGGGGCCGCGGCGGCCCAGUUGCGACUGGCGGCCGGCCGCAUCCCCGAGGUGCCCGUCGGCAUCAGCAGCAGCCCCGCCGUCCUGGAGCACUUCGGCGUCUCGGCGAGCACCCUCAUGCUCUUCCGCAGGGCAGACAAUGACCGGAGAGAUUUGGAUGUGGACAGUGAAGACAUCAAUGCUGAGAAGAUGAGUCGUUUCAUUCGGAUGAACGAGCUCCGCCUGGUGACGGAGUACAACCCUGUGACAGCCGUAGGUGUGCUGCACAGUUCUCUCGAGAUUCAUCUCCUCCUGAUCACAGACAAAAAGUCCCCAGAGCACCCUGAGCGAAUGCACAGAUAUCGUGUGGCAGCAGAGCUCUUUGAGAAGAAGAUUCUCUUUAUCCUGGUAGACAUUAAUCUGAAAAGCAAUGAACAAGUGAUGGCAUACUUCAAACUGAAGAAGUCCCAGCUUCCAGCUCUGGCUAUAUUCUACACACCAGAUGAGGAGCACGAUGUGUUGCCCCUGGAUGAAUUCUCUGUUGAGCGUGUGCAGGACUUCUGUAAUACUUUCUUACAAAGAAUACAAAAGAAAGAAGAGGAACAAGAGAAGAAGGCCGUCAAUGAGGAACUCUGAUUCUUUCUAAGCCAACAGGAUGACUGUGCCUAGAGCCAUCUGUUCUUGGUGUAUGAAGAGUUCACUGAGCCUCACUGAUCAGGAAUUCCUGGGAUAAUAGGAUUAAGGGGCCAAGUCAGCCAUGGAUUCCCAUCUCCAUGCUAUGUACAUAUAUGCCGUCUGUCCUCUCUCCACAUCUCUCUUCCCUUCUGAUUUGCUCUUUUCUCAUUUCUUAGAUUUGCUCUGCUAUUGCAAUACCCGGUGUCUUUCCAUACCACCUCUGAUGGAGCAAAGGGCAAUACAGCAAAAUGGCAAUAUCACAGAUAUAGCUUGUA
Cygnus atratus (black swan) is the source of this 1157-nucleotide messenger RNA. It is a transcript of the gene ERP27, whose product is annotated as endoplasmic reticulum protein 27. The record is from RefSeq and is a predicted model, not a curated record. The transcript has 7 exons. Gene Ontology annotation, cellular component: endoplasmic reticulum. Lineage: Eukaryota; Metazoa; Chordata; Aves; Anseriformes; Anatidae. The coding region runs from base 1 to 843 and encodes 280 amino acids. Gene Ontology annotation, biological process: protein folding; response to endoplasmic reticulum stress.